GUGUCCACUUCAAACGAGCAAAGGCGGUUGGAACCGACUCCACCGACAAUGAGCCUGGUUCAACCGGUGCUCAUUCCGAUUGUAACUACAGAUAAAGUGAACACUUCGACCAGUUCUGACCUAUCCGUGAUCACCGUGCCAUGCUAUUGUCCUGACCAAGUGGUUGUUGGCCCCAUGUGGAUUCGUGGCUCGGGACCAGAGAUUUCACUAGUAACUUCCAAUCGAGUCACAGAAAGUCAACAACAUGCCAAUGAUCCCCACCUCCCCACCAUACCCGUUCCUUCUCAGCAACUUUCUGAUAGCGUUCACUUUCAAUCAUCCUCCUUUUUAACAAGGGAACAGUUUACGGAAGAAGAAGACAGCACGGAACGAUCCAACGUACCGGUUGACUUGUGUAAUUCUGCCAUUUGCCUUCAGAUGAUCUCCGAUAAGAUCGCCGAUUUUCCAUUAUGCGCUCUUUCCACGGAGAAAUCGACCGUCCCUUCCUCACACCUGGAGUCCGAUGGUGCCGAGUUAGUUACGUUUUUGAGUGAUUCUUCCCUGCUCGAUCAAACUGCUGCGUUGGAUCUCACCGAACCUCCGUCGUACAUCACUCUCCCCAUCGGUAACGACGUGAUGGAUCUUUCCGGUGAUGCUACAUUCGCAUUUACUCCUCCGGACCCGAUUGAUUUGAGCGCUCCGCAACCGCAACGAAAAGACAGCAUUGAUCGGACCAUGGUUGCCCAAGUUUCGGAUACAGGACCAAGCGAUAUUUUUGCGUGUACUUCUGCCUACUUGCGUUCGCAUCAACCCUUGUCUAAUUGGGAUCCGGAACCAGGUUUUAGUUUCACAGAUUUGCUCACAAAUAACGAUGUUGACGACCCCGAUACAAUUUUCAACUACCUUCUAUCAACUGACCGCAUGUCCGUCCAUUCCUCGCCGUGCAAGAGCUCAAUUUCGAUUACGUCCCAUACGGUGACCGAUACGGCUGUCAGUGCGCAACCUCCUUUGGAUUUACGUCUACCCCAUGCUCCUGUGUUUUCUUUGUGA
Echinostoma caproni is the source of this 1029-nucleotide messenger RNA. The record is from the annotation of a GenBank genome assembly. Lineage: Eukaryota; Metazoa; Platyhelminthes; Trematoda; Plagiorchiida; Echinostomatidae.